Camelina sativa (false flax) is the source of this 1654-nucleotide messenger RNA. RefSeq names its product F-box protein At3g56470-like. The record is from RefSeq and is a predicted model, not a curated record. Gene Ontology annotation, molecular function: protein binding. NCBI's taxonomy places the organism in Eukaryota, Viridiplantae, Streptophyta, Magnoliopsida, Brassicales, Brassicaceae.
CGGACUGUUGCCACACUGACAAAAGUCAACCAAGUCCGUUGGGACCAAUUGGAUCUGUCGUUGACACAAUCUUAGCGGCCAGGAGUUUCGACUCUCGUAUCUUGUGGCUAUUCCCGUUACGAUUUCGCCGUCCCUUAAACCUAAUCCUUCACCAUGGGUUCCGGAAGAAGGUCGAAGCUUGGAUCGUCGAAGAAGAAGGAGACGCAAAAGAAGAAGAAGAGUAAGAAUGAGAAAGAAAAGGACCAAACUUUCUUAGAGCUUCCUUCUGAUCUCUUACAACUGGUAAUUUCUCGUCUCCCUUUAAAAGACAACAUCGUUGCUUCUGUUGUCUGCAAAACAUGGCACAAAGCUUGUGUUUCUCUUCGAGUUGUAGAUACAUCUCCUUGGCUCGUCUACUUCUCCAAAACAGACGAAUCCUUUGAACUUUAUGACCCAUCAAUGCAGAAAACAUACAAUCUUCAGUUUCCUGACUUAUCCUAUUUUCGUGUUUGUUACUCCAAAGAUGGUUGGUUACUCAUGUACAAUGCUAAUACUUAUCAACUCCUUUUCUUCAAUCCGUUUACUCGAGAUCGCAUACCCGUGCCUCCGCUUUGGAAUGCAUAUGAUCAAAUAACGGCUUUCUCUUGUGCUCCUACUUCGACUAGUUGUGUCUUGUUCACAGUCAGUUAUGUUUCUAGGAAUUCCAUCACCGUCAAGACAUGUUGCGUUAAUGCUAAAGAGUGGAACACAUAUGAGUUCGAGAAUCGGUUACCGCGAAACUUCAACACUUUCGAGCAGAUUGUCUUCUCCAAUGGUGUCUUCUACUGCCUCACUAAUACUGGAUGCUUAUCGACCUUCGACCCAUCGUUGAACUCUUGGAAUAUUCUUCCCGGGCGACCUCCCAAACGACCUGGGAGCAACGGAUGCUUCAUGACAGAACACCAAGGAGAUAUCUUUCUCAUUUACAUGUACAGACACAUGAACCCAACAGUGCUUAAACUUGACAUUACAAGCUCUACAUGGACUGAGAGGAAAACACUGGGAGGCUUGACAAUCUACGCAAGCGGCUUGUCUUCUGAAUCGAGAGCCGAGCAGCAGAAGCCGAGUGGAAUCAGAAACUGUUUGUGUCUCUCUGUGUUCCAUGGAUUCAAGAGGACUUGCAUAUGGUAUAAGGUUGAUGUAGAGAGUAAGAUUUGUUUGAAAUGGAAAAAACAAAAUCCAUAUGAGAAUAUCUGGAUUGUGCCACCUCAAAAUCUACUUGAGCUCCCUUUUGUUUGAUCAACUUCUCUAACACAGUUAUAGAAUUACUUUUUCAUACUUUGUUCAAUGUACAAUAUGGCAUGCUGAUAAUAGAAAAGGGGAAAAGUCUCAGAAUCUGGAAACACAGAUACAAACCACUCUUGGUUUUGAUCUCACACUCAUAACUCAUAAGCUGAUUAACAAUGUUCAGUCCUAAGUGAAACAAAAACUAAAACAAUGAAACAAACCAAACAAAUAGAAAUGCUAAACCAUAUCAAACUGAUGAUCAAGCAAAAGAGGAUUAAAAAUAUGAAAUCUGCUGCCUAUAAUAAAACUCUAUGCAGCAACAUUGUAUGAUCAGUAGAGAACCCAAGCUUGCACCUUCCUUCUUUGAACCAGUGCGAAAAAAAAAAACAAAAAAGUAGCCGCACACAAA